AUGAAUUUCCUUCAAACUCUGGGCUAUCGACUCUCCCUGCCAGCCAAUGAUGCUGCACAGUGCAGCUUAGCCCCACUGACAAGAGAGCUGGCGGGAGAGCACUGGGAGGCAAUGUUCAACGAACUUGUAAGGUACAAGCAGAAUCAUGGGCACUGUGUUGUGCACAAGUCAAACGACACGAAGCACCUUUUGAAGUGGAUCAAAGUGCAGAAAUUUCGCAACAAGAAGUUGUCGAAAGCAAGGAGGUUCACAUAUGGUCAGGCUGUAGACACUGAUCAUGCGGAGAUUGAGCUGCAGAGGCUCUUGGAUCUGGGCCUGAUCUUCAAUGCCAAGGAGGCGAGUUGGGUGAAGUUCUUCGACCAGUACGUCGACUACAUCCGCACGUACUCCGACACCAGUCCCACGUUUCGUUUCCCUCAGAAUCCAUCGCUUGGCGUGUGGGUCGCGCGGCAGCGGCAGCUCUACCAUCGCGGGAUGCUGCAGUCUCGUCGGUGGAGGAAGCUUCAGGCCAUUGGGUUCGUGUGGAGCGUCGCCUAUCCCUUAAGGAAAGGUCCGACGAGCCGCGCCAUCGUCGCUCCUCAGCUGUGCAGCAGAGAGGCACAGGCAGGGCUGGCGAAGCGAUGGCUACUCAAGCGAUAG
This is a messenger RNA of Guillardia theta CCMP2712, 639 nucleotides long. RefSeq lists its product as hypothetical. NCBI's taxonomy places the organism in Eukaryota, Cryptophyceae, Pyrenomonadales, Geminigeraceae. The record is from RefSeq and is a predicted model, not a curated record. The transcript has 4 exons. Bases 1 to 639 code for a protein of 212 amino acids.